AUGUCCUUUCUCUUCCGGUUUCACGAUCUUAUCGGCGGAAUUCACGUUCCGGUGGACGACGGGGUGGACAAACUUAACCGCAAAUACACACUAUUAGUCUUCCUAUUCCUGGCUUUGCCCAUUUUCACCAAACAAUACAUUGGAGACCCCAUUGAAUGCUUUACGCCCACCUAUUUUACCGAACCUCAGGCCCGGUAUGUCAACUCAUAUUGUUGGACGGCUUCCACCUAUUAUCUCGUCGCCGCCGACGCCGACGAUGACGAUUACGACGGUUUCACAGGACAGGAUCCGCCCGAUCCGCGCGUUCUUCCAGAAGAGUUAGAUUACGGGGGUUUCGACGUGGCGUCGACGGGACCCGAGCGGUUGCGUCGGGUGCGCGUGGGUUACUACCAAUGGGCGCCAUUGAUACUUCUGGUGCAGGGCUGUUGCUUUUACGUGCCGUUCCUCGUGUGGAACUCUUGUGCUCAUAACGCAGGGGUGAAACUGCGGCGACUGUUGAAGAAGGCGUCGGACAUCGCUUCCCUACCGCCCGGUUGUCAACAAAGAGAGGCCCUUUUGGCCGAAUUUGUGGACCAAUUCCAUACGCUGGUGACGGGUGAGGCCGGUUGGUGUACAGACCCGUCGUGCCGACUGCCGCUGUCGUGCCGCUGCUGUGUGGGCGGGCCGAGCCGCUACCUGUGCCUACUCUACCUCCUGGUCAAGACCCUAUACGUGCUGAAUGUGGGCCUUCAGUUCGUACUGUUGGGCUCAUUCAUGGGCCGCGGGUUUCUUCGCCACGGACUUGAACUGAUCCGCCGGUUCGCCAUCGACGGCGACUGGUGGGCGUCGCCCCGAUUCCCGUUGCAGACCCUGUGCCAAGUGAGGGCAGCCAUACAGGGAGGUCUGCGCACCUAUACGUGUCAGUGUGUACUACCUAUCAAUGUGUUCAACGAGAAGAUCUUUUCGGUCGUUUGGUUUUAUUUGGCAUUUCUCAUGCCUUUAAACAUCAUUAGUCUUAUCUUUUGGGUGUGGCGUACCUUCCGGUGCAACCGACUCGCGUACGUACGGCUCUGCCUCUGGAGGACUAGACUCGUAGGCAUGGCUGAAGUGGGCCGACUCGCCCGCAAAAUCUCGGCCAACUAUCUGGGCUGGGAUGGGGUGUUUGUGUUGCGGCUCAUUGAGCACAAUCACGGCUCAAUUAUGGCCACAUUGAUUGUGUCCCGUCUUUGGGAGUUCUACGCCAACCAAAUGAAGCUUCAGGAGGAGGCCGGCGGCAACGGCUCCGACGCCGAGAUGGGCAGUGUUGCCUCUGUCGGCGCCCCGCCCUCCACCUCAUGGCACUCAUGUCACGCCACCUCAUGUCACGCGACCGGACAUCACGGACACCAUUACCCGCCGUCGACCCCAUCCGGACAGCAGACGAUGGCUCGCAAAGGAAACAUUCCUCCCAAUGGGUAUUGGGGUAAAUGA
Messenger RNA from Medioppia subpectinata, 1449 nucleotides. The record is from the annotation of a GenBank genome assembly. Lineage: Eukaryota; Metazoa; Arthropoda; Arachnida; Sarcoptiformes; Oppiidae.